UUCACCUGCGAGCUGCUACAGAGAGAAUGUAAGCUGAUGUUGUUUUUUGUUGUUUCACCUGCUUUUUAAAAACGGCAAACAUCGAGGCAGAUGGACUCGAAAGGACCGUCGCUUUAUGCACAGGCAGGCCCCUCGAUAGAUAUGACUCGGAGCAUGGAGGAAGACUCUUUGGUGGAUGGGCCGCUGAUUUCUGCUGAUGCCCUCCACUCUGCCAUCAGGAGAGAGUUUCAGCCUGUGCCAACACAUUUCCAUGCCGGCUUGCUGUCCGUACUACAUGUUUUGUACGUUGUGUUGUCCAUAUGCCUGGGAGUGCUGUGUGUGUUGAAAUUUGGCCAAGAGGAUGUGUGUAUGAAAAUUCUGGGCAACGUGAAAGGCGACAGCGUCAUCGUGUUUGCAAAGGUGGCUCUGUGGGCGCUGGUGGUGCUGUUCACUGUCUGUGUACGCCGCCACCACAAUCGAGUCCGGAGCAGAGGAUACCUGCGAUUCUACAGACAGACACAGGACCUGAGAUACCUGCCGCUCACCAUUCACUCUACAGGAAGUGUUGCGCUGCUGGCUCUUCUGGCUGCAAGAUUAUCUCAGACUGUUCACACCUACAUGAUGCUCAGCGUUCUGGGGUUGGAGCUCCUGGUGACGGUGCCAUCCCUUAUCUAUUACACAGUCAAGGUGAUGCAGUUCAACGGAGAGCGAGCUGCACCAGAUGUGAGCCAGGAAGAGAUUUCACACACCUACAGCGUCUCGAGCCAACCGACCGAGACCGGCUUCAGAGGAGGCUCCAGCCUGGAGGAGGUGGUGGAGAAGCAGGCCGACCUGAUAGAAUACCUGAAGCAGCACAACACCUUACUGAGCAAGAGGCUGCUCAACCUGGCCGCUGAGCACUAACCACCGUCAGGCCUCCUCCUCCCCGAGAACCAGCCGACGACACCCUGGAGCCUGAACAUUUUACCGCUCCGAGUGAAAAAUCUGCGCCUUUAAAAGAGAGGACCGACACUGUAAGAAACACUGGAUGAGAGACUCAAAUAAGCGAAUGCACCUGUACGCACAGGCUGAGACGGGAGGGCUCCUCUGUGAGGCUUCCUCACCGGAGAUGGACAGAUAAGGCAGGAGGAGGUGAACCGAGAGCAGAGGGCAGUUAAAAAAGCAAAGUGGGAGGCGGAGAGGAGGAGUCAUGGGUCACAGAUCAGAGGUGAGGGGUUUUUAUCACUGGGUUACGACCCUCGGUGACCCACGUUUGCUGCCGCUUUUGUUACUGCGAGAGACACAGAACAGUAAAAUUGUUUUAGAGAUCAUGUGCACUAAGGAGGGAGAGGUUUAUCACGUAUCCGGGUCAAACAAGAAAGAAGAGAGGUUAAACAAAAAGAGAAAAAUGCUGUACAAAGUUUGUUAAAUGCAAUUUUAUCUGUGAGAAUGCGUUUGUGUCAAUGAUUUAUCAACGUUCCAAUAAUGAGUUUGUGUAUUUGUGAUUCCAAUAAAUCUUUGCUAUUCUUA
Molecule: messenger RNA, 1488 nt
Organism: Stegastes partitus (bicolor damselfish)
Lineage: Eukaryota; Metazoa; Chordata; Actinopteri; Pomacentridae
Gene: tmem192
Product: transmembrane protein 192
Exons: 6
Coding region: 91-882 (263 amino acids)
Cellular component (GO): lysosomal membrane; late endosome
Source: RefSeq, a predicted model, not a curated record